AUGAAUGACGGCAUGUGUAAUAAAUUCUUUGCUUUAAGGAACUGGUUUCCCGAUCAAUUGAGCAGGGAUGGAAAUUAUCAAUUUAAAAGUUAUAAUAACCAUAGCUUUUGUACUAAUAUAAACUGUGAAACUGAUAUCGAUAAAAUUAAUGCUGGAUGUUUAUGGUUGUUCAAAGCAAUUUUUUUUGAUUCUUAUUCGUUCAAGACAUAUGCAAAAAAUAAUAUCAAUAUGGUUGAAUACAUUAUGAUAUGGUUAAGUUAUAUUUUAAGCCUAAAGAAAGAUAAUAGCAUCAAAAAUCUAAAAGAAUUUUAUGAUCAAUAUAUAAGUAAUGAUAAGGAGUAUACUAGUCCUAUAUCUGGUGUUGAAGCUUAUUAUAGUAGUUAUAAGGAUCUUAUGGAUAAAAAAAAUGGUUUGAUGAGUAUUGGUAUUAAAGAUAUAUCUAAAUUUUAUGAUGCAUUUAAAUUAUUAUGUGAAAUUUGUACUGAAAUUGAUGCAAGCACUUCAAAUUGCUCAAACUAUUUACAAAAAGCCAAAGAAUUUGCUAAAAAAUAUGAUGAUCUUAAUGAAAAUUAUAAUAACACUAAAGGCAGUCCCUAUAAUCAAGUAUUGUCUACAUUAUCAAAUGAUUAUAAUAAUAUAAAAAAUAAAUGUAAUCAUUUUCCAUCACUUCCAACUUUUUCACGAAGAUCAGUAAUAAAAAAUACACUAAUUUCAAUUACAUUUAUAUUUGUUGCAAUAUCAAUUUGUUUGGGAAUUGCUUAUAAGUAUUCGUUAUUUGGAUUUCGGAAACGAUUUCAAAAACAAAAAUUAAGAGAAAAGCUAAAAAAUGUAAAGAAGAGAAUGAAUCAUUAA
Molecule: messenger RNA, 852 nt
Organism: Plasmodium yoelii
Lineage: Eukaryota; Apicomplexa; Aconoidasida; Haemosporida; Plasmodiidae
Product: PIR protein
Exons: 3
Coding region: 1-852 (283 amino acids)
Source: RefSeq, a predicted model, not a curated record